This is a messenger RNA of Trichoderma aggressivum f. europaeum, 1119 nucleotides long. RefSeq lists its product as uncharacterized. Gene Ontology annotation, molecular function: epoxide hydrolase activity. The record is from RefSeq and is a predicted model, not a curated record. Bases 1 to 1119 code for a protein of 372 amino acids. The transcript is spliced from 5 exons. Gene Ontology annotation, biological process: epoxide metabolic process. NCBI's taxonomy places the organism in Eukaryota, Fungi, Ascomycota, Sordariomycetes, Hypocreales, Hypocreaceae.
AUGAAACCGUUUGGCUUUUCCUUCUUAUAUUUAUGCACAUUGACUGCUGCAUCACCUGUCACCAAUGACAAUCAUGAUUCCUACAACUUGAAGCCUUUUACCAUUAACAUCUCUGACGGUGUUUCUCGCAUGCUAGAGCGUAUUCGAGAUACCGAACUGCCGGAUAAUAUCCCUCAAUAUCCAGGGAAUGAAGCUGGCAUCAGUCUAGAUACUCUAAAAGCCUUCAAAAACCAGUGGCUCGUUGACUUUGAUUGGCGCAAAGAAGAAAAAUCACUGAACAGGUCCAAAAUAGAGAAUCUUGAUGUGCAUUUCAUACAUGAAAAGUCAAAUGAACCGGAUGCGAUCCCACUAAUUCUCUACCACGGUUGGCCAGGGUCAUUUCUCGAAUUCAUUCCAAUCAUAAAAGGCCUCACACAGAAAGCAAAGACAUCUACUGGGAAACGGGUUUCAUUUGACGUGGUUGUACCAUCACUACCAGGCUUCGCGUUCUCAUCCGCUCCAGGAGCUAACUGGACUGUGGACGAUUCCGCCCGUGUGUUCAACACUCUGAUGACAAAAGUCUUAGGGUAUAAGACCUAUGCAGUUCAUGGUACCGAUUGGGGCACAGGCGUAGCGUGGGAACAGCUGAAGGCUGAAAAUAUUACGCUAAAUACACCUCUUGAUCAAUUCGAAGAGCAGAGAUAUGUUGACUGGUCAGCUACGGGGAGCGCGUACUUUAGUGAGGAAAGUACAAAGCCUAAUGAUAUUGGCCUUGUGCUAUACGAUAACCCGAUCGGACAGCUGGUGUGGAUUGGAGAGAAGUAUAUUGAAUGGUCGGAUCCCAAGGCGGGCACCAGCCCAUCCGUGUUGACUCACAAUGAGAUUCUUCGCAUCAUAUCCCUUUAUUAUCUGACCAAAUCAAUCUUGACAUCCGGAUACAUCUACUUCCAGAAUCCUAUCGGCCAAACUGGAUUUCGAUACAAUUAUACGAGGGCCCGCACGGAUGCUCCCAUGCUCUUCAGUGGCUUCAAAUACAAUGUCCAUUAUUGGCCACGCGAAUUAAUUGAAACCGUGGGCAAUUUGGUCCAUUACCGAAGUGGGAAACCUUUGCUCAAGUUACUUGGAUCUCCAAUGUACUAA